AUGUCCUCCACCCCCACCGACUCCCCGAUCGGCACGCCCAUCCAGCCGAUGCACAACCCCUCGCAGGCGGCGCACGUCGUCGUCCCCCAGGCGCCGCUCGGGAACGCGACCAACGGCCAGCUGCCGGGCAUGGGCGCGAAGGCCCUCCUCGCCAAGAAGUUCGCCAAGUCGCAGAACCCGAUGUUCGUCUCCCCGACGGACAACAUGCUCACCCCGGUCAGCCAGAAGCUGAACCAGACGAAGAAGAAGCACUUCGCAAAGGGUGCCGCGAAGCCCAUGCCGUCGCUCUUCAACCAACAGCAAGUCGCGGGGUCGGACUCGGACCAGGAGGAGCCCGCGUCGCAGACGUCCGCCGCGCCUCCUUCGUCUUCCGCGGCGCCGAUGGACGAGGACGAGAACCCGUUCUGA
Molecule: messenger RNA, 408 nt
Organism: Epithele typhae
Lineage: Eukaryota; Fungi; Basidiomycota; Agaricomycetes; Polyporales; Epitheliaceae
Exons: 3
Coding region: 1-408 (135 amino acids)
Source: RefSeq, a predicted model, not a curated record